Pseudogymnoascus verrucosus is the source of this 907-nucleotide messenger RNA. It is a transcript of the gene CYN1, whose product is annotated as Cyanate hydratase. The record is from RefSeq and is a predicted model, not a curated record. NCBI's taxonomy places the organism in Eukaryota, Fungi, Ascomycota, Leotiomycetes, Thelebolales, Thelebolaceae. The coding region runs from base 321 to 815 and encodes 164 amino acids. The transcript is spliced from 3 exons. Gene Ontology annotation, molecular function: DNA binding; cyanate hydratase activity.
GGUCGUGUGAUUAUGACUAAAACUGCCUUCCGCCCGGUGUGUUUCGCUGAAUGGUGAUUGGGGGUCCAGCUGCGGGGAUCUGCUCACAUUAUGACGUGGGUGUCAGUGCAGAGGGGUUCCGCCCGCAGCUUGAUGGCGGGGUAAGGUGAUUAUUGAUUGAUGACACCCUGGGUCGACUGUAUCACCACCACUUCUCUACUCUACAAGAACCAUAACUUCUUGAUUCUUUCCUCGUUCAGUCAGUUUAAAAGAUUUAUACUAUCCAAAACCCAAAUACAAAUCUAUUUUUCAGUUCACUCGAGAACAUACAAACCGCAACGAUGGCCCAAGAACGCCGCAUCUCCGUCCUCGACAAAUCCUUCGAGUCCCGCCUCCCCCCCUCCUCCAAAAUGCUCUUCGACGCCAAAGCAGGCCAAUCCCUCUCCUUCGAAGCCAUCGCCAAGCAGCUCGGCCGCAGCGAAGUCGCCGUCGCAGCGCUCUUCUACGGCCAAGCCGCCGCCUCGCAAGAGGACGUCGAGAAGCUUUCCAACCUCCUCGGGAUCCCGUUGCCGACGUUGGAGAGCCAGUUGCUGGGCUUUCCGGAUAGGGGACGCGCGGGGCCGAUGCCGCCCGUGGAACCGCUGAUUUAUAGGUUGUAUGAGAUUGUGCAGAAUUAUGGGUAUGCGUAUAAGGCGGUGCUGAAUGAGAAGUUUGGGGAUGGGAUUAUGAGUGCUAUUGCGUUUGAGACGAAGGUUGAUAAGGAGGUUGAUGAGAGUGGGAAUGCGUGGGCGAUUAUUACGUUGAAGGGGAAGUGGUUGCCGUUCUCCAGGUUUUAAAUUGGGAGGAGGGUUAUGCUGUUAAUGAGAAGACUACGCUUUCACAUGUAUCCUAUUUUUUCUCACGGGUACAGUAGCAGUAAUAAAUGAAG